AUGUCUCUCAAGUCACAACGGGAAUACCAGUUACUGUGGACUCGAGCUUCCCAUGGCUUCCAGAAGAAGGACUCGAUCGGGCUUGACCUGCAGCACAAUGACACCCUAGUUAUCUGCAUCCGAAUUGAACAAGCUGAGAUCGAGCGAGUUCAUGUAGAUGAAGGCAGCGCAGCCAAUAUCCUACAACUAUCUGUUGUCCAACAUAUGAGAUUGGAGCCCAAGAUUAGCAAACUUGCCAGAUCAUUCAUCGCCUUCAAUGGGGCCACAUCAAUCACCGUUGGUACGAUCGACCUUGACGUCCACUCACCCCUAGUGGUCUGCUCGCAAACUUUCAUGGUCAUCGACAAGGUCUCCCCCUACAACGAAAUCUUGGGCCGGCCGUGGAUCAGUAAGAUCGAGGCCAUCACAUCUACACUUCACCAAAAGAUCUGCUACCCCAUCCCUGGGGGCGGGAUCGGGCAGAUCAACAGUGACUAA
Molecule: messenger RNA, 477 nt
Organism: Prunus armeniaca (apricot)
Lineage: Eukaryota; Viridiplantae; Streptophyta; Magnoliopsida; Rosales; Rosaceae
Source: the annotation of a GenBank genome assembly